AAAUCCCUUUUUUUUUUUCCAGUCACAAAAAAAGAGAAAGCUUCAUAUUAUCCUUAUUUCCUUGGAAGGCAGAAGAAGUGGAAUAAUCUCUGUGUGCAAAUUUCCAGAGCUUUCAUGCUCUUGCAAGAGUUGUGGCUACAAGCAGAGGAGCGGGGUGUAGGCAUGCACACACCCACCCACUGGUUACUGCAAAUAUCACUGCUGUGGGCUUCUUCCAGAAAUAGGUACAGAAAGGAGCUUCUUAUCAUGCACCUGGAGACAGGAGGUGGAGAAGUGCAUUAUGACUGUUAAAUCCUCAAUACCCAUAGGAAGCCCUUACUUUCUAGGUCUGAUAGCUGCACUGGAUCGCUGAUUGAGGUCCCCUCUAAAUUAUAACACUAAAAACAAUGGCAACAGAAUGUAUAAAAACCUGCUGUAAAUUGUGUUUCUGCGUGGAUGAGGAAAAAAAUGAUUCAGUUUCCAUGGUGCAGGAAUCUGAAGCAGUAGCUGCAAGCAAGCCAACUAUUGUAGAGCAGCCUCCAUUGUCUUCUGUGUCAGUGAAGCGUCAAGUUGGCUGUUCUGAGGAUUAUUUGCUUUCUAAGCUGCCCCUGGAUGGCCAGGAGGUACCAUUUGUGGUCCCUCCAUUCAGAAUGGCUUAUGUACAGCCAAAGAACCUUCCUGGUAUCUCACAUGCUGGAGGGAUUAAAGAGUCAGCCAGAGCCUCGUUUGGCGAGCGGAAGGCAGAGCUGCACGGCGCGUUCCAGUGGCCCAGCUGUGACGUCUACAACCCCUUCUAUCUGGAGCAUCGCGUCUCGCCUGAUCUCAUCAGGCGCUGCCCGGCAAAGGCAGAUAGCAGGAAAUUGUAUGGAUCAGUUAGUGAUUUAAGAGCCAGUGCUUUGGCUGGGCCCCUGGAUGUGAGCCGUUCGAUGUUUGAUCUGAGGAGCCCCCCUCACCGGUUCAUCAAGAGAUAUGAUUCAGUCUCCAGUGUACCCAGCAGUUCUUCUUCCAGGAAGGAUUCACAAGGCAGCAACAGGAGUCUGGAUACUAUUACGUUAUCUGGUGAUGAACGAGACUUUGGAAGACUGAAUGUGAAGUUGUGUUAUGUUUCUUCUGUAGAGCAGAUUUGGAUCACAAUUUUACAUUGCAAGGACCUGAGCUGGCCUUCUAGCUGUGGGGAAAAUCCUCGUAUCUGUGUCAAGGGAAUUCUCACACUGCCCAAGCCAGUGCAUUUCAAGUCUUCUGCCAAGGAGGCCUGCAAUGACAUUGAAUUUAUGGAAACUUUUGUUUUUGCCAUUAAACUGCAAAGCCUGCAGGCUGUCAGAUUGGUAUUUAAAAUCCAGACACAGACUCCCAGGAAAAAAACGAUUGGGGAAUGUUCCUUGGCACUGCGGGAGCUGAGCUCACAGGAGUCCAGUCAUUGGCUGGAUAUAUCUCCUCCUUCCAAAGCACCUGUGUGCCGUGCAGAACUUCAAAUAGGAACUUGUUUUCAAGCAAUAAACAGGAGGAUACAGUUACAGAUUCUUGAAGCACAAAACCUUCCUGUUUCAUCUACGCCACUGUCUUCAAAUUUCUUUGUGAAAGUUGGAAUGUUUACUACAGAAGGGAUCAUCUAUAAAAAGAAGACUCGCCUUCUGAAGUCCACUAAUGGCCAAGUGAAGUGGGGAGAAAUGAUGGUUUUUCCAGUUAGCCAAGCAGAACAAGGAAUUAGCUUUCUCAUCAAGCUCUACAGCAAAAGUUCAGUGAGAAGAAAACACUUCCUAGGACAGAUCUGGUUAAGUUCUGAUAGCAGCAACAGUGAAGCAGUAGAGCAGUGGAAAGAUACCAUUGCAAAUCCUGAAAAAGUUGUUGUUAAAUGGUACAGCAUUGGCCCAUCUUGAAGACUGGAGAUGAAAUUCAAAACUGAUUUUUCUACAGAAAUUCAUACGCUGUCUAAAAUAGUAUAAAUUAAAAAUAAAUAUAUUGUCUGUGCAAGUUCUUCAGAAGUUCUCCACUGCAUCAUGCCUCUGUGGAAACAGAAAAUUCACUUUCACCAAGAGAAACACUGGUUAAAUACUACUAAAAAGAAGACUUGGGAACUGGAAAAAGUGCUCACUUGAUUUUCACAAAAUCUGUCUUGAAAAAAAGAUGUUUGCCCCUUUUGGAUUUCCUAAAAGCACAGAAAUUCAAUUUUUGAGAGAAGCAACUUAAAUCAAUUCUGUUUCACUAGCCACUGACAUCAUGCUCACCUGCAGUGUUGUUUUUGGCAGACUCCAAACCAGGGAAUGGGUCAUGUCAGUGGCUUGAUUCUGGGUACCUGUGAGCAUCUGGGCUUGCUGACACCAUUUGAUCAGGAUAAGAUGUGCCUGAGCAAUUGGGGAAGCUGUGGCAGCAGGAGAAGACAUAAAGGGAAGUACACAAUAAGGCAGCACCCAUAAGCUUUUCUGAUCUCCAUUUUGGAUGAAGGGUUGUUCAGAAGGCUGUAGCUUGAGCUUGCCCCCAUCCUUUUCUCAAAACAGAGAGAUGGAAAGAUAAAAGUUCCUCUGCCUUAGUGAUCUUUACAAGAGGGGCCCUCCAGACUUGCUCUGUUUGGGUAAAUUCUGGCUGGAAUCAAUGGAGUAGUACAAAGAGGCAAUGACCCUGCCCAGGAUCAGAGCCAGUAUUUGUAGAUUGCUUUUUAUAUAGAAUACUUAUAUGUAAACCACUUCCUAUCUAGUCAAAACACUCUAGCAUUUGCUUACAUUGCCAAAACACAGGCUAUCAUGUACAAAGGCAUGAGCAAAAAUUUACUGACUUAGGUGCUUUUUGAUAUUCAUUAAAAUGCAGCACUGUAAGGGAUUCAGACUUUUUUAAAGGAUGGGCUGCUACUGCAGAAGAAUUUUUUACGUGUCUAGGAUGCUAAAAAAUUAUGUGUGGGAGUAUAUUUUUAUUACUUGUUUCUAGUAAGACAUCAACAUUUUUAUUGCAAAUUGUAUUUUUCCAACAAAAUGGAAAGAUUAUAUUUUCUAUUAGUUUCCAUAUUUUCAGAUGUUUAUUCAUAGUUAUUUUUAAGGAUGGAAAAUACCAAGUAUAUAAUUGAUACUGUAUAAAUCUAAAAGCACCAAUCUCUUAGCACUACUUCAACUACCUGAUUAAAAAACACAUAUUUAAUUGACUCCACUGCUUACAUAUGUACUGUUGGCUGUCUGGACUGUACAAAUAUGUGUGUUGGUAUAGAUGCUGAAUAAAUCCACCUUUCUUCAUGA
This is a messenger RNA of Melospiza melodia melodia, 3200 nucleotides long. RefSeq names its product tandem C2 domains, nuclear (gene TC2N). The transcript is spliced from 13 exons. The record is from RefSeq and is a predicted model, not a curated record. Bases 387 to 1856 code for a protein of 489 amino acids. NCBI's taxonomy places the organism in Eukaryota, Metazoa, Chordata, Aves, Passeriformes, Passerellidae. Gene Ontology annotation, cellular component: nucleus.